UGAAGUAUAUAAUAGCGCUGUAGCGAGACUUGCAAACAAUGCAGCUGGAGCCGAGCGGAGCUGAGAAGGUACUGGGCUGGGAUAAGCGCUACGCACAGACUGCAAAGCCAGCGGGGAAUUAAGGCAAAGUUGGAGAUUGGAAGCCUCCCUAGUACUUUAUUUUCUGAGGGGGUCUGGAGAUACCUAAGUUUCUUCACUCUUGUGUGUACUUUACAGGACUUAAUUUUUGUUAAUCUUAUCAAUGAAGGAGAGGGGACCGAGUCAGAAACUGUCAAGUAAAUCUGUGAUGGAUUCUAAUAUGAAUGUGAAAUGCAAGAUCGUGGUUGUUGGAGAUAGUCAGUGUGGAAAAACGGCUCUGCUGCAUGUAUUUGCUAAGGACUGCUUCCCAGAGAAUUACGUACCCACUGUGUUUGAGAAUUACACAGCCAGCUUUGAAAUCGAUACGCAGAGGAUAGAGCUGAGUCUGUGGGACACAUCAGGAUCACCAUAUUAUGACAAUGUCCGUCCAUUGUCCUAUCCUGAUUCUGAUGCAGUCCUGAUAUGCUUUGACAUCAGUCGACCAGAGACCCUUGACAGCGUGCUGAAAAAAUGGAAAGGUGAGAUCCAGGAGUUCUGCCCAAACACAAAGACAAUAUUAGUUGGAUGCAAGUCUGACCUUCGUACAGAUCUGAGUACGCUAGUUGAACUUUCUAAUCACAGACAAACACCGGUGUCAUACGACCAGGGCGCAAAUAUGUCCAAACAAGUUGGAGCAGCCACCUAUAUAGAAUGCUCAUCUUUACAGUCUGAGAACAGUGUGAGGGACAUUUUUCAUGUGGCCACACUGGCAUGUGUAAACAAAUCAAACAAACACGUUAAACGCAACAAGUCACAAAGGGGUACAAAGAGAAUUUCACACAUGCCUGGAAGGCCGGAACUCUCCGCAGUUACAUCAGACUUACGGAAGGAUAAAGCAAAGAGCUGUGUAGUGAUGUGAAGCUGAAAACUGGUGUUAAAAUAAUUUUUAGGUGUCGAACAUGAAACUAGAUUAAAGGAAGUUGAAGACUAGCGACAUGUUCACAGUCAUACGUAGGCACAGUAUGCACUGAGAGUACAUUAUAAAGGACUUGCUUUACCUUGUAUACGGACUUGAGAGAUCUCCUUGAGGGUCAUGUCAUAGGGUGAGCACGGCUUGAAAUGGUCUUGAAGUAAAACAUCUGUGACCAGAAUAUUUGCAGGAUACUAGAAGGAGAAAAAGAACCGAAAGGGUCAAAAGUAAACACACAAAUACAUCUAAUGUGAAAAGAUAUAUCUGCUUCUAUAAAGAAGUCUGCAAAAGCUAUGUUGCUGUCUGUCAGAGCUAGUCAUUUAUGUGCGAUUCUUGUUCAGUGAUUUUUUUUAGCCAUUUGUUGAGGCAUUACUUUGUACCGGACUUAUUUCCAAAUGCCAUGGUCAAGGGACUCCUAAAUUAUUGAAAAACUGCAUAGUAAUCUGAAAGUUCAAGUAAUUAAAAAAUCAGUUAGUAGAUGGGUUUAAGUAUGUAAAUGACAGGAAAACUAAACUGAUGGAUUUUUGUUUCAUGACUGGAAGGGGUACAGUGCAGAGCUGUCAGAAUAUAGUGAGAUAAAAUUACUGAAAACUCUACAGAUAUGUAAUUUAUGCUUGUUGUGAAGGACUGUCGUUGCUGUGCAUUUUGGAAUGGCAAACAAAAUUAACCCAGUUGAAUUAAUGAAAUUAAUUGAAGCAGGUACUUCUCAUGACAGAAAAUUGGCACACAAAAUGUUAUAAAGCAUCUUUAAAUUCAUUAUUAAAGCAAUGCUUCAGAAACGGAAACUUAUUAAAGCAAUGCUUCAAAGUAGGAUAGUUUGCUCUUGAUGGCUGUAUUGUACACCCUUGGAAAACGUGUUUCAUUUUUAUUAAACUGCACAGUUUGUACCUGAUGUUAGGAAGAGAUUUUUGCAUACAAAUCAGCCGAGUGUUUGAGUAGUGGUGUAUUUUGAAAAAGAAAUGCAUAUUUGAUUUGGCUUGUUCCCACUGGAGUCAAUGUCAACAGACUGUGUUUAUUCAGAGGACUACAUACAAAAUUUAUACUGGCUCCUUUUACAUUUCCAGUUAAACUCUCUCUGGCUCUGCAUUUGAAAGAAUACCAGUCUCCACGAAAUUGCUUUGUGUUAUCUAUUUCUUACUGGCUUUAGCUCUAUUAAAAGUAAUGUGGGUUAAAUGGUUACAACAUAUAUUAUAACGUACAUUUUAAAGCAAUUUUAUUGUAUUCUGCUGGAGUGGAACAAAUAUUUUAGCCGAGCUAUAAAUUCACAUUCUAAAUCUUACUGUGAAAACUAGCCUGUUCAGACAUUUCAUUCUUUAUCAGACAUACCUGUUGCACAUCUAAUAACCUUUUUUCAGUAAGGAAGAAAAUAUUUUCAGUUUUUAAAGCUAAAGUUCUACUAAAAACUUGGAACAAAAAAGAAACAUAACCAGAACUGCUUGCAAGCACCAGAUACCACUAUCAUACUCCGGUGCUUGCUGAAAAAGAUACCAUCUCAGUAGCCAUUCACAACCUACACUAAGCUAUGCCUUUAAGACUGGUUUAUAGGUAUGCUUCAGCCAGCAUUACAGAAUCCCUGAUAAGUGCUUUCUGUAUUUAAAUAUUGUAAAAAUUUAAGUUAUAAAAUUGUUAUAAAACUGUAGGUUAUCAUUUUAUUAUUUUUUCAGAAUGUAAUGUCUUGUUUGUAUGUCUGGUCAUUGUUUCAGCAGUAUUUAUUGAAGUUUAUUUUUUCUUUGAAAUAAAGAUUUUAAACAAGUUA
Molecule: messenger RNA, 2783 nt
Organism: Protopterus annectens (West African lungfish)
Lineage: Eukaryota; Metazoa; Chordata; Ceratodontiformes; Protopteridae
Gene: RND3
Product: Rho family GTPase 3
Exons: 5
Coding region: 242-976 (244 amino acids)
Biological process (GO): small GTPase-mediated signal transduction
Molecular function (GO): GTPase activity; GTP binding
Source: RefSeq, a predicted model, not a curated record